Anguilla anguilla (European eel) is the source of this 3684-nucleotide messenger RNA. It is a transcript of the gene usp13, whose product is annotated as ubiquitin specific peptidase 13. Lineage: Eukaryota; Metazoa; Chordata; Actinopteri; Anguilliformes; Anguillidae. Gene Ontology annotation, biological process: protein deubiquitination. The coding region runs from base 319 to 2907 and encodes 862 amino acids. The transcript has 21 exons. The record is from RefSeq and is a predicted model, not a curated record. Gene Ontology annotation, molecular function: zinc ion binding; cysteine-type deubiquitinase activity; protein binding.
AACAGCACUUACAUUACAGUCGACAACAGCGUGCGGAUUUCCCACGUCAUCGCGCCAAAUUAAAAACGCUUUGCUGUUCCUUCCACAAAGACGCGACUCCGUUAAUAUACGCAUAGCUAGCUUCCUACUGAGCUCAUAUCAGUUUUGUUUUAAAAUAUUUUCCUCCCCCACGUUGUCCGGCGUCACGUCCCCGGAUUCACCAGGAAUGUCGGGCCAGUAUGAUUUAAAAAUAGCAUCAUCUGCUUCCCUCUCUGACAGUCAGUUCUAGGGACUCUCUCGCAAGCGGCAGUAUUGCGGGCUAGAAGCAGGAAUGCGAAGAUGGCUGCAGACCUAGGAGAGCUGCUGGUCCCCUACAUGCCCACCAUCCGAGUUCCCAGAACGGGAGACAGGGUUUUCAAGAGUGAAUGUGCCUUUUCCUACGAUUCCCCAGAGUCCGAUGGCGGGCUGUACGUCUGCAUGAACACGUUCCUGGGCUUCGGACGAGAGCAUGUCGAGAGGCAUUACCGCAAGACUGGGCAGAGUGUUUUCAUGCAUCUUAAACGCACAGUUAAAGAGAAAGCCACAGGCGCUGCCGGUGGCGCCGUACCAAGAAGAAAAAAUGGGAAAAUUUUUCUAGAUCUCGAGCUUAACCGCGAUUUUAACGGCGACGAUUACGAGUACGAGGACGAGGUCAAGCUCGUCAUUUUCCCAGACCACUUCGAGAUCCCUUUGCCAAAUAUUGAGGAGUUGCCUGCACUGGUGACGAUAGCGUGCGACGCGGUGCUCAACGCCACCUGCGCCUACAGGAAGACCGAGUCCGACUCCUGGGAGGAGGAGGUCCAGGUGUCCCGGCACGCCCGGAGCCUCCGACAGACGGACAACGGCGUGCGAAUCCCCCCCAGCGGGUGGAAGUGCUCCAAGUGCGAGAUGCGGGAGAACCUGUGGCUCAACCUGUCGGACGGAGCGGUGCUUUGUGGGAAGUGGUUUUUCGACGGCAGCGGCGGCAACGGACACGCCCUUCAGCAUUACCGGGAGACCAACUUCCCCCUGGCGGUCAGACUGGGCACCAUCACACCGGAUGGAGCCGACGUUUAUUCGUUUGAAGAAGAGCAGGCUGUACUGGACCCACAUUUAGCGGAUCACCUGGCUCACUUUGGGAUAAAUAUGCUGCAGAUGCAGAAGCCGAUCGAGAACGGACACACGGACAACGAGGUCCGGCCGCGGGUCAGCGAGUGGGAGGUGAUCCAGGAGUCGGGCCUCAAGCUGAAGACCGUGUUCGGGUCGGGCUACACCGGCAUCCGGAGCCUGGGCAACAGCUGCUACCUGAGCACCACCAUGCAGGUCCUCUUCAGCAUCCCAGAGUUCCAGAGGGCGUAUGUGGGGAAUCUUCAGAGGAUAUUUGACUACUCGCCUCUCGACCCAACGCAGGACUUCGCCACGCAGAUGGCGAAACUGGGUCAGGGGCUCCUGUCGGGCCAGCACUCCAAACCCCCGGGCAAAUCCGAACUCAUCGAACAGGUGAUGACGGAAGAGCGGAAGGUGGCCUGGCACCAGCCGAAGGGAAUCUCUCCGCGGAUGUUCAAGGCCCUGGUCAGCAGGGGGCACCCCGAGUUCUCCUCCAGCCGGCAGCAGGACGCGCACGAGUUCUUCCUGCACAUGCUGAACCUGGUGGAGAGGAACAGCGUGGGGUCGGAGAACCCCAGCGACGUGUUCCGCUUCCUGGUGGAGGAGCGGGUGCAGUGCUGUCAGUCGCGCAAGGUGCGCUACACGCAGCGGGUGGACUACCUCAUGCAGCUGCCCGUGCCCGUCGAGGCCGCCACCAACCGAGAGGAGCUGAUAGCGUACGAGGCGAAGCGGCUGGAGGCUGAGGAGGGCGGCCAGACCCCCCCGGAGCCCGUGAGGGCCCGCAUCCCCUUCACCGCCUGCCUGCAGGCCUUCACUGAGCCGGAUAACGUGGCGGACUUCUGGAGCUCCGCGCUGCAGGCCAAAUCCGCCGGAGUGAAGACGUCCCGGUUUGCCUCGUUCCCCGAGUACUUGGUUCUACAGAUCAAGAAGUUCACAUUUGGGGUGGACUGGGUCCCCAAGAAAUUAGACGUGUCCAUCGACGUGCCGGACUUCCUGGACCUGUCCCGGCUCCGGGCCUCGGGCCUGCAGGCCGGGGAGGAGGAGCUUCCUGACCUCACGCCCCCCAUCGUCAUUCCCGAGGACACCAGAGAUAGCUCAAUGAACAGUUCUAUGGACUCUCCAGAAAUAGACGAGGCGUCCGUGAUGCAGCUGGCCGAGAUGGGGUUCCCGCUGGAGGCCUGCAGGAAGGCGGUGUACUACACCGGGAACAUGGGCCCCGAGAUGGCCUUCAACUGGAUCAUCGCCCACAUGGAGGAGCCAGACUUCGCGGAGCCCAUGGCCACGCCCGCCGCCUCGGAGGCCACUCCCUCCAGCCCCGGCGGAGCUCCGCCCCCAGCCCUGGACAACCAGCCGCCCGAGGAGAGCGUCUCCAUCCUCAUAUCCAUGGGGUUCCCACGGCAACAGAGCAUCCAGGCCCUCAAAUGCACCAACAAUAACCUGGAGCGGGCCCUGGAGUGGAUCUUCACCCACCCGGACAGCGGGGAGGGGAGCGAGGCCGCGUCCGACAUGGCCGACACAGAGCCCAACGACAACGCCGUCUCCACCGGCAACGCCCACAGCGACUCCACGCUGUCCCCCGACCUGGACCCCCUCGGACCCCGGAUCAGAGACGGGCCCGGCCGUUACGAGCUCUUCGCCUUCAUCAGCCACAUGGGGGAAUCAACCAUGUCCGGUCAUUACGUCUGCCACAUUAAGAAAGAGGGGAGAUGGGUGAUCUUCAAUGACCAUAAAGUCUGUCUGUCGGAAAGACCUCCAAAAGACUUGGGCUACAUCUACUUUUAUCACCGACUGUCACGCAGUUAGGCUCCAACUGCCAGCCAACCUCCAGGAAUCUGCAGUCUUCGAGCAACGAGGAGGAACCGAUGAAAAUAUCCAACACCAGCCCAGCAAAGAGGAGAAGAGCCUGUGAGGUCAUGCAGGAUGCCGCUUGAUUGGCUAGAAUAUGAAGCUUGGUCAAAGAGGGGUAAAAAAGUUGUGUAAUUAGUUUUUUGUAUUAUUUGUCAAAGGUAGAGGUACUGGGGAGAUGUGUGCAAUUUUAGUUGCUGAAAUACAGAGCUUAAUAUAUAUGGUAGUGCAUAUCAGAUUUAUUAUUAUUAUAUAUAUUUUUUUUAACCCCAUUUUAUUUUCUAUGCAUUCAGCUUUUCUUUCAAAGAUGUCAUAGUUGAGCCUUAAUUUUCUACAUUAUGGGAUGUGCUGGUGAGAAUGGGAUGCACCGUGACCAGUUUUGCAGUUCUGUGUCACGCCCUAAACUGGAAGCGUUGAACAGCAGAUUAUUUUCUAGAGGUAUUUUACAAACACUCUUAUCCAGUGUGAAUUUUCCGGCUGGCAUUUUUGUGACUUUUUAUUUAUUUUUAUUUUUUUUUACAUACAAACUAUUCACACCGCUGGAUAUUUGGAUAUUUACCAAAGCUAUUCAGGGUUAAGUAACCUCGCUCAAGGAUAUACAGUGACAAUGGCACUGCCCCAGCUGGGGUUCAAACCUGCAACCUCAGAGCUGCAGGCCCGCUUCCCUAACGGCUCUGUAACACUGCCAUCCCUACCUGUGAUACUGCCACGCCCCCCUCCCCCCUGCCACCACCC